Molecule: messenger RNA, 4650 nt
Organism: Peromyscus eremicus (cactus mouse)
Lineage: Eukaryota; Metazoa; Chordata; Mammalia; Rodentia; Cricetidae
Gene: Znf23
Product: zinc finger protein 23
Exons: 4
Coding region: 1325-3214 (629 amino acids)
Biological process (GO): regulation of DNA-templated transcription
Source: RefSeq, a predicted model, not a curated record
UCGCUGCGGUGAGCGGUGUCCUGGCGGUCCGCACGCACGCAGCCUCUCCCGCAGCCGGCCUUGCGGCCCACCAGGGCUCGGUGCCCGCAGUGGCGAAGCGUGGGUGGCGGCUACACACCAGGCCCGGAGCGCUUAGCAGGUGGCCGGUCGGAGAAGCUGUGUCCCUGCAGCCAGAGGGUGACUGCGGUGCGGGGGGCGAAGCGGCGCGAGGUGACAUCCCAAGUCUUUUGACGCGCUGCGGCCCUGCAGGCGCUUCAGCUCCAGUCAUUCCUUGAGAGGGGAGACCAGGUGAUGGCAGCCAUGAUCCCGUCAGUUUGGCCCCAGGUGAGCUGUGGGGUCCCUCAUCCCUUCCUCUGGGCAGUUCAGAUUGAGAACUGAGAAGAGAGCUGGUGAGACUUGGAAUAAAAACUGCUUCUACCUGCCAAACUGGACAGGCAAGUGGCAGAGACUGGGGCAGUGACCAGUGAAGGUGGCAGGACGAGUGACCCUAGCAGAUGGAGUCACACAGGGGUCUCUGUGCCACUGCACAUGAGCAUCCCUUUGGAGAGCAGGGCCGUGGAAACCACCCAGGUGGUGCUCUGUGCAUGGAUGUGAAUGGAGACGCUGCAGGGGCUUGGGAUCGGUAAUAGCUGGGGUGGGAAAGAAGAGCUGCAGAUGAAUGAGAAGGAUAGCUCUGUCUCUGAUGUGGAGGGAUGGGGAAGAUGAUGGGAAGCAGGAGCAAGGAACAGACAGGAGACCUGGGGCCCUUGGUUGGAGGUCUGUGUGGGGAGUCAGGGGGCAAAUGGGAUAGAUGCCCCGGCUGCCCUGCUGGGGUGGCGGACAUCUGUUUUGCCAUAUGAGGGAUGAGGGUGAUGAGUGGGGCUAGGGGGUUGAGGUAAGCCACAGAGGAGCCAGGACCUCACAGGGAUGCAGUGAGAACUGCAGAUGCCUCCAGCAGCCUGCCAGUGAGGGGGUAGCCUGUCUAAGAGCAGAAUUGCUGUAGUGGAAUUUGCUUAUGGGAAUUCUUUUUCUUUCAGCCCAGUGUGAAAAUGGCACGCGGUUUCUCUGCUGUAAGAGAAGGCGGAUAUUCCAUAGUUGACUUUCCUGGUGUUUUUUCCUCCAUUUUCCUUUGUUACUAACUUUGUUCUCUUCACAAGCCCCCUCCCCCAAGCCCCUUAUUUUGCCCUCUGCCCCUCACUUAGGGCCUGAGCCAUGGAAUUGGCCCUAGGGCAGCCAGAACCUGUUGUUUCAGAAGUCGGUGACCUUUGAGGACGUGGCUGUGUACUUCACCCAGACAGAAUGGGAUAGUCUGUCCCCUGAACAGAGGGCGCUGUACAGGGGUGUAAUGCUGGAGAAUUAUAGGAACUUGGCCUCCAUGGGAUUUCCACUUCUCAAACCAGCUUUGAUCUCUCAGCUAGAGGAAGGAAAGGAUCUGGAAAACCUGUCUCAGCUGGCCACUGGAACAGACUCCCAGGGCCUCUGGACUGAAUAUACUGCUAUCCAGACUGGCAAUAAUUUGACAAAAGAAGUGUGUGAAGAAAAAAGGAGUAUAUUAUUUGAACUUCAGAAGGACUUUUCCCAGGGAACAAGCUUUUCAAAAACUUCUAUUAUAGACCACCGACAGGAAAACCAGUUAACAGGAAGUGCAAAGGAGAAGAUCAGUGCCACUGAUGGAAGAGUUAAGAUAGGCUCCAUGGAAAGAUAUUUAUUUAGUCAGACUCCAAAUGUGUUCCAGAAUCACACCAACUCCACUGGAGAGCAAUGUCCUGAUACCAAACUUACUAAGAAUGAAAGAAUUACUACAGAGGGAAGACCUCUGAAACACAAAGAGUUAGCAGACACCUCUCAAGUUAGUCAGCUUCUAGAAAGCUGUACUGUGGAGAAGCCUUACCAGUGUACAGAAUGUGGCAAAGCCUUCAGUGUUAAAGCAAAAUUUGUUUGGCAUCAAAGACUUCAUAAUGGAGAGAAACCUUUCAAAUGUGUGGAGUGUGGGAAAUGCUUUAGCUAUAGUUCACACUAUAUCACACAUCAGACAAUCCACAGUGGAGAAAAGCCUUAUCAGUGUACGGUAUGUGGAAAGGCCUUCAGUGUUAAUGGGAGUCUAGUUAGACACCAGAGGAUUCAUACAGGAGAGAAGCCCUAUCAGUGCCAGGAAUGUGGAACUGGCUUUGGCUGUAGUUCUGCUUACAUUAUACAUCAGAGAACCCACACCGGGGAGAAACCUUAUGAAUGCAGUGACUGUGGGAAAGCUUUCAAUGUUAAUGCAAAAUUAAUUCAGCAUCAGAGAAUUCAUACUGGAGAGAAACCUUAUGAGUGUGAUGUGUGUGGGAAAGGCUUCAGGUGCAGCACUCAGCUUAGGCAGCAUCAGAGUAUACAUACUGGAGAAAAACCGCAUAGGUGUAGUUAUUGUGGAAAAGGCUUCACUAAAAAUGCAAAACUCAUUCAACAUCAAAGAGUCCACACGGGUGAGAAACCCUAUGAAUGCAAUGAGUGUGGAAAGACUUUUAGUGCCAAAGGGAAGUUAAUCCAGCACCAGCGAAUCCAUACAGGUGAGAGACCUUAUGAAUGUAAUGAAUGUGGGAAAUCUUUUCGGUGUAACUCCCAGCUUCGACAGCAUCUGAGAAUCCAUACUGGGGAGAAGCCAUAUAAGUGCAGUGAGUGUGGAAAGGCCUUCAACGUCAAUGCAAAACUAAUGCAGCAUCGGAGAACUCACACAGGGGAGAAACCUUUUGAAUGUAAUGAAUGUGGAAAGUGCUUUACUUCCAAAAGAAACCUACUUGAUCAUCAGCGAACCCAUACUGGAGAAAAGCCAUAUCAAUGUAAGGAGUGUGGGAAAGCUUUCAGUAUCAAUGCCAAGUUAACUAGACAUCAACAAAUACAUACUAGGGAGAAACCUUUUAAAUGUAUGGAAUGCGAGAAAGCAUUCAGCUGUAGUUCUGACUAUAUCGUGCACCAGAGAAUCCAUACUGGAGAGAAACCCUUUCAAUGCAGUGAGUGUGGGAAAGCCUUCCAUGUCAAUGCUCAUUUAAUUAGACACCAGAGAAGCCAUACUGGGGAAAAACCUUUCCGAUGUGUUGAGUGUGGCAAAGGCUUCAGCCUUAGUUCUGACUGUAUUAUACACCAGACUGUGCAUACUUGGAAGAAGCCCUAUGUGUGUAAUAUAUGUGGGAAAACUUUCAGGUUUAGCUUCCAACUUAGUCAGCACCAAGAAGUUCAUAGUGAAGAAAAAUCCUAAUAGAUGAACAAAACAAUAACAAUAACAAACAAACAAAAUACUCCUGUGUUUAAUAGGAAAUGGAUCAUGGCUCAUCAAUUAUUACUUGGAAGAAAAACAUCAAGGGGAAUGAAUAUGGCAGUCCUCAUUUGGAAACAAUUAUUUCUGUUUUCUGUUUUUAAUCAAGGUUAGAUGAGCAGCUGGAAAGUUAUAUCUAAAAUAACUUAGUUUUAUAUCAGUAACCAGUCAGGAAAUAUGAAAGAAAACAUCCUAUCUCUGGCAGCAUCAGGAAAAGUAGAUUUUCUAGGAAUAAUUAUUUUGUGGGACUAAAGAAAAUUAAGAAUUCUCCACUGAGGGAAACCAAAGUAAACAAAAGGGGUGGAGGGAAAUUAAUUUAUUUCUGCUUAUUUUUUUACAAUAAGAGUGCAUUACACUUCCUUUAAAAAAAGGGGGAGGGGUAACCAUUUUUAAAAAUUAAUAGAAGUCUUUAAAAAUACCAGAUCCAGGGGCUGGAGAAAUGGCUCAGCUGUUAAGUGCACUGGCUGCUCUUCGAGAGGUCCUAGUUUAAUCCCCAGCCACCACAUGGUGGCUCACAACCAUCUGUAAUGAGAUCUGAUGCCCUCUUCUGGUAUGCAGGUAUACAUGCAGAGCACUCAUAAAAGUAUUUUUAAAAAAUCAGAUCCAAAGUAGAGAUGAACAAUAAGGAGAAUAUUGGCAAAUUACUUAAUCAAAAAUAAACCCAUAUGUUUUGUUGUAAAUAAUUCCAAAUAAGUAUGAAAUGUAAAGCAUACACACACAAAAAUGGAAAUACUUUUGUAAAAUUUGUGUUAUAAAAAUGACAUUAACAGGCACUGCUUCAACAUCACAAGCAUUCUGAAAAAGUGUUCUGCCUUAGUAGUACCCCAAGGAGUGAAAAUUCGUGAAGACAUUUUUUGCAUGUCACAUUGAGUCUAUGAUAUGCAUAUCCCCCAAUACUCUGCAGCCCUCAGUGAUUAUAGAUGCUGUAUUUGCUAUAGAUGCCUGCCAUACAAGUAUAAAAUAUAUUUAACAAAAUAGCAUGUUCCUAUUUUGUAGUGUCUGAACUCUACAAACAUGGCUAUGUCCUAAAGGAAUGUGUCUGCCUUGGAUUUCAACUCCUUGUGGUCUUGGGUUCCAUGAAAAUGUUGGAAUUCUCAAGAUACUCUUUGAAGUCUCUUACCCACUUAAAAAAAAAAUCUAAGCCUAAUAUUAAUAAGAUCACUUAAGCUGCCAAGAAGCUGAGUACCAGCAGUUGAUUUCAAUGUUGUCAACUGUUAGUGGGUAGUAAAGGAAGUGUUUUUCUACUCAAAACACUCCUACUACCAAAUAUUCGGGUUUCCAUACCAGUUCCGUUGUCUGCAGACACCAACUGGAUGCCCUCCAAUUUAUAUCAGUUUAGACACUACUCAUAAUAAACAUCCUACUGGUGAAAUGGACAA